Hordeum vulgare subsp. vulgare (domesticated barley) is the source of this 1101-nucleotide messenger RNA. RefSeq lists its product as uncharacterized. The record is from RefSeq and is a predicted model, not a curated record. The transcript has 2 exons. NCBI's taxonomy places the organism in Eukaryota, Viridiplantae, Streptophyta, Magnoliopsida, Poales, Poaceae. Bases 204 to 806 code for a protein of 200 amino acids.
UCUUCCUUCUUCCCAACUCCCCCUCCACCCCUUUCUUCUACCGCCAUCUAUCUAGCCGGAGGACUUUCUUCUCCGUCUCCGUCUCCGUCUCGUGUUUGUCCAUGAAUCCCGUUCCGACUACAACCUGAUUCUCGGACCUCAUCUUCUCUCAAUAAAUACUGAUAGCACUCCUCCCUCCUUUGUGAGAUACCACAAGAUCCACCAUGUCGCUCAGACCCUAUCACGAAGAAUCACUGCGCCUGCCGGCCACGGAAGAUGCGGCGUCGGCGGCGACAAAGUGGGACUGGGGGGAGGUUCUCCUUGACCACGUCGCUUACAUGGUGGACAAGAAGAACCACACUUCCGCCGACCUUCGAUUCAAGAGGAACCUGGACGGCAAGGAGGUGGAUGUGCAGGUCAGCUUCUGCUUCGCCAAGCCGCCUCGCGUCUCCUACUUCUGCUGCCACGCCUACUUCCCCGACGACAAGGGAGAAGAUGACACCUGCUUGUUCUUCUGCGAGCCUUACGUGUUCGCCACGGACGGUGACCUUGCCCUCAUCAUCCUCUGCAUCGGCCGCGGCCGUCCCUCCCCCUUUGAUACCGAGAAGAGUAAAUACGAAUACAUCAUCUACAAGGCAGCAACCUUUUUUUUUUUUUUGAAACCUACAAGGCAGCAACCUUACCAGCGGGAAGCCCAAGCUCACCCGGCUCCCGAAAUUUCCCCCCGAAAUGUUGCCGACUACGGGAUGCGACUGCAUCCCUUCCAGUGCCAUUGGUGUCGUGCGUUACCGCAGCAACAUUUCCACACAUGUUCACCCCCAGGAUGAUGCCCUCGCCAAGGAUGAUGCCUACAGAAUCGCAGCUCUUGCCUAUGACUACUUCCACGACUCUAGCAAUAGCCCAUAUGGUCCAUACUACAUAUGCACUUACGACUCCCAGGCCAAUGAUUGGAUCCGCAAACCAGCUGCUAUUCCACAGCCGCCGCUGCCAUCUGACUAUGGCGCUGUUUGUUUCAAAAGUUCCAGGAUUUUUUUAGUUCCAACUAAAAAGUCCUUAGUCCCUAUCCUUUUCAUGGACUAAAGUCAUUAAAUAACAUGAAAAAAACCAUGUUACCCUUAGUAA